AGAUCUGUAUGGUGGGCGCUCCAUUAAAACCGUUGGCGCUCCUGACCUUGGCGUCGUGAAUGCGCAAAGCACACAGACUGUGCGAAGCAAGCAGAUAAGAGCGAAGAUCUGUGCGUUAGAUACCGAAAGCGGAGAAAUAUUCCACUCACAUCCCUUUGUCCUAUAGCGUGACAGACGGGCAUGGUAUGGAGGAAAUCUCGGGAUGGAGCGCGUUUCAGCUUCUGUAAAAGCAGACCUAGAUUAAACAAGCUUCCCAGUCACAACGUGAGGCAGCGCACACACUACAGCAGUUUGCGAUGCUACGUGGGCUGUGGCUUGGUUUUCUCCAUUCGUAUGCACUGCAAUGCAAAGAUGCAAGGGCACUGUCUUGUCCAGACCAUGUGGCUGGCUACGUUCAGAGGCCAUCUGUUGCCUGCACACCUGCUACAUCAGCAAGGGAUUGCAACCGUCACCCACUGUGCUCUUCUUUGGUGGAUAAUAUGUUCCUGCUGGUCGCUAACCAAAGCAACAAGCCAGAAAUUCUACCCGACUGUCACAACCCAGUUUGGAAAACUACGAGGGCUCCGGGUUCCUGUGCCCAGUGAGGUCCUCAGGCCGGUUGAUCAGUAUCUCGGGGUCCCUUACGCCGCCCCGCCUGUGGGUGAGAAGCGUUUCAUGCCCCCCGAUCAGCCCUCCUCUUGGUCAGGCAUCAAGAAUGCUACCCACUUCAUGCCUGUGUGCCCUCAGAAUAUCCACAACACAGUGCCGGAGAUCAUGAUGCCCAUAUGGUUCACAUAUAACCUGGACACAGUAGCCACAUACAUCCAGGAUCAGAGCGAGGACUGUUUGUAUUUAAACAUCUACACUCCGACAGAAGAUGGGAGCCAACACAAGAAAAAGGGGGCGGCUUUCUCAAAUGCUGAGACUCAUAUAUCAGAAGAUAUAAGGGACUCUGAAGCUCGACCUGUGAUGGUUUACAUCCACGGAGGUUCAUAUAUGGAAGGCACUGGCAACAUGAUGGAUGGCAGCAUUUUGGCCAGCUAUGGGAACGUCGUUGUGGUCACACUCAAUUACAGAAUUGGAAUAUUAGGCUUCCUCAGUACAGGUGACCAGGCAGCCAAAGGAAACUAUGGCCUCCUGGAUCAGAUUCAAGCACUCCGUUGGAUAAGUAAAAACAUUGGUUACUUUGGUGGGGACCCAGGUCGCAUCACAGUCUUUGGAUCAGGGAUCGGUGCAUCCUGCGUCAGUCUGCUAACACUUUCCCACCACUCAGAGGGUCUGUUCCACAGAGCCAUCAUCCAAAGUGGCUCAGCGCUGUCAAGCUGGGCUGUCAACUACCAGCCAGUCAAGUACACUCGCAUGCUUGCUGAGAGAGUUGGCUGCAAUGUGUUGGACACAGUGGACAUGGUAUCUUGCCUACAGAAGAAGACUGCGAAGGAGCUGGUAGAGCAAGACAUCCAGGCUGCCCGCUACCGUGUGGCUUUUGGCCCUGUCAUCGAUGGAGACGUCAUCCCAGAUGACCCUGAGAUCUUGAUGGAGCAGGGAGAGUUCCUUAACUAUGAUAUAAUGCUGGGUGUAAAUCAGGGUGAAGGACUCCGCUUUGUCGAGAACGUGAUGGACCUGGAGGAUGGUGUGUCUGGCAGUGACUUUGACUUUGCUGUGUCAGACUUUGUGGACAGUUUGUAUGGGUACCCAGAGGGGAAGGACACCCUGAGAGAGACGAUUAAAUUCAUGUACACAGACUGGGCUGAUAAAGAUAACCCAGAGACCAGGAGGAAGACUCUGGUUGCUCUCUUCACUGACCAUCAAUGGGUGGAGCCAUCAGUGGUGACAGCUGACCUGCACGCACGCUAUGGCUCACCUACAUACUUCUACGCCUUCUAUCACCACUGCCAGAGCCUUAUGAAGCCAGUGUGGUCAGACUCAGCACAUGGAGAUGAGGUGCCUUACGUAUUUGGCAUACCCAUGGUGGGCCCGACAGACCUGUUCCCCUGCAAUUUCUCUAGGAAUGACAUCAUGCUCAGUGCCGUGGUCAUGACAUACUGGACUAACUUUGCAAAGAGUGGUGAUCCUAACAAACCAGUACCACAGGACACCAAGUUCAUCCACACUAAGGCCAAUCGCUUUGAGGAGGUAGCUUGGUCUAAGUACGACCCCUAUGACCAACUCUACUUACACAUUGGUCUGAAGCCUCGCAUCCGUGACCACUACCGUGCCACAAAAGUGGCCUUUUGGAAACACCUGGUGCCCCAUCUCUACAACCUCCAUGAUAUGUUCCAUUAUUCCUCCACCACAACCAAAGUCACCCCUCUGGAUCCCACCCUGUCCAGUGGUAAGAGGUCAGGCAGCACCGGACGACCUCCUUUGUCCACUGCCCACAGCGAUGGUGAAGGCGGAAGAGAGAUGGGUCCUCUGAUCAUGCCCAACCCGAGAGAUUACUCCACAGAGCUCAGCGUCACCAUAGCUGUUGGGGCAUCGCUGCUAUUCCUCAACGUUCUGGCCUUUGCUGCUCUGUACUACCGUAAGGACAAGCGAAGUCGCCAAGAAACCUCCCAGCAGCCCAGUCCCCAGCGUGAAAGCAAAGGCAACAAUGCAGGCCACACCAACACAGUAGAUGAGACCCUGUCAUCUCAGCAAAGGAGCCCCUGUGAGGCCCUUCACAACCCUCUCCACGUAUCGCCCAGCUACUCUCUCAGCCAGCGCCGCUCCCCUGAUGACAUCCCUCUGAUGACCCCAAACAACAUAACCAUGAUCCCCAACUCCCUAAUGGGCCUUUCCAACAUGAGUCCCUAUAGCACCUUUCCUGCUGGCUACAGCUCUGCAGGUCUGCCUAGCACGCACUCCACCACUCGGGUAUAGCUUGGCAGAAGGUGGAGAUGACAAAUGUGACAUACAUGAAACAUGAAAUGUAAAGCUGUACUUAGGAUGUGUAAGUAAAAUAGGAUUGAGUAUGUUUGUUCUGUCUUUUCCAAAGGUGUCAAACCACCAACAUCCUGCCUUUGCGCUCUCAUAAUAAGAAGUUUAACUGCAAAGUCAUUUUAUAGUAAUCAUUUUCAAAGGCAGUCUAAAAGAAAAAAUUGCAUUUCAUUUUCCACUUUAGCUUUUUUGGGACUUUACCUUGCAAGAACUUAGUAUAAUGUUUAUACAGUUGGAUUUGUAUGGGAAGCUUUUUCUUACUCUGUAAUAUCUAUUUUGCUCUCGUGGAAAAAAGUGACAAUACAACUCAUGGUGGACAGAGAUUAGAUCUGGGCAAAGCAGAAAAGCAGUAUUAUUGUUACAAUUAUCAAGCUAUUUUAUACAUAUUUCUCAUACAACAUUGCUUAUUAUGAAGACGUAUUUUUACUGUUAUUACUUUAAACUGCCUUGUACAUUGCUAACACAAAGAAUUACUGUGAAAUCACAACAGUAACAGAGGAAAACUUUACUCAAAUACUGGUCAUACAUGGUAAAAAUGUCCGACUUAUCCAAAAUGUUUCUAUCAAGUAGCGCGCUUGUGUGUGUGGGUGUGUGCGGGUGUGGAAGCGUGUGGGCCUGCUGAAAACCGAUUCAAAAUGUAAAUUAGGCAUUGUUUAAAAUUAACUAUUCAGUUUCACAUAUGUAGUGUUGUGUAAUUUAUUGUAGUCUACUUGAGUAUCUUUGCUCUAUUUCGGCUUUAUGUGCUUAUGAUUUCUUUGCUAAAUACAUUGUAGAAAUAUAAAUUCUACUUCACUAUAAACAAAAAAAAGCUUAAAAUGUGUUUUCCUGAUCUAACGAACUCAUUUUUACUUUUUGGCUUGGCUUGUUUGUACAGACUAAACAUAGACUGAUAUUUAAUUUGUUGUUCGUUUAUGGACACUGUAAGGUCUUCAGAGAUGACUGUAAUUACAUUGUAAUUGUAUGUAUUCAAAUUCAGUUACUCACAUUUAAAGGUAGUUUUAUGAACCUUACAGGACAUUGUUCCUUCCUCAAGUUGUUUGGACCCUGUUCAAGUUAUAUCCAAGGGUCAUCCUUUCUCGAAUGGACGUGACGGACAUCAAGCUUUGAGAUUUGAUUCCUUUGAACUUAUCAUAGCAUUGUUUAAUCUAAAUGAGAUGGCUAUUAAAAGAUUUUUGGAACUAAAGAUGAGUCUUGUCAGACAUUGAGCUUUGGUUUUAGAGUAUGUAGUUAUUGCAAAAUUCAAAAGGGAUGAAGAAGAUGAGAAGAAUCUCAUCAAACGUUUGGAGCUGAUCAGAACAAGCUGUGGGACAUGGAGGCAUUGAGUUAAAAAGAUGUGAGUGCA
Molecule: messenger RNA, 4237 nt
Organism: Menidia menidia (Atlantic silverside)
Lineage: Eukaryota; Metazoa; Chordata; Actinopteri; Atheriniformes; Atherinopsidae
Source: the annotation of a GenBank genome assembly